AUGGCUUCGUUGGAUGAUAUCUUGGCUGCGAUAAAUAAGCAAAGCAAGGAUAUGCGAGAUAUUAAAGACGAGUUAGGCGGAAAGAUGGAUAGCAUGACAUCUCGUGUGGAUCAGCAAGGUAGAGAGAUACAUGACCUACGGAGUCAAGUAGAUCAUGUUCGAGAUGACAUAGAUGAUGUUGUGGAUGCUCGGAUGAAGGCUUAUGCGGAGGCCUUGUUAAGGAAGGUUGAUCAAAAUAUGGAAAAGAAACUCGAUGAGGUUUUCGAUAAGGUUGCUACUCUUGAAGAAAGGGGAAGUCAUAGUGAUGCUAGACGUGAAGAAAUCCACCUUGGCAAGCAACCUAUGGGCUCAACAAGUGUUUUCCCAAAUCGAUCUAUCCAAGUUGAUGAUUUUGGCGAAAGGCGUCAUACUAGUCCAAGGCCUACAUCUAUCCAAGGCCAACGAGGAAGACGGGAUGCUACCAAAGAGUUACUUGAUGAAUUUGACUUGGAAGAAGAUAUCCAUAACAGAAGGAGCCGACUUGUGGAAGAUGAUGGAGUCACCAUGUAUCGGUUUCUCAAAGGGCUGAGGCGUGAUAUUAUGAUUCAAGUGGAUAUGUAUCCUUACAAUUCUACUUUGGAACUUGUCCAACUUGCUACCAAGAUUGAAUCGCAUGGAAAGUUAAGUGGUAAUACGGGACCAACAAAAUCUUGGCCUAAAGGAGAUGAUAAGCACACGACCAAAAAUGAGCCGCUUAAGGUGGUUAAGCGUGAUGAACCAAGGAAAGUCAGCAAGGAUGGUUCACCAAACAAAGCAAAGGAUGUCACAUGCUUUAAGUGUCAAAGGAAAGGUCAUUAUGCCAAUACAUGCCCUAAUGUGCGAACUGUUGUGCUUUGUGACAAUGGGGACUAUGUACUUUUGUCGGAUGAUGAGGGUGAAGAUCGGGAACAUGAGGUUGAGGCGAGUGAGGAUGAAGCAAUCCAAGAGACGGAAGAGCACGUUGAAGAGGAUUCAUCCGGGGAGUCUCUAGUGGUUUUGCGAAUGCUUGGAGCAGUUCCCAAGGAGUCGGAAAAAUUUGUUGAUCGGGUUAAGGAGCAACGGGAGAAUUUGUUCCAUUGUCGGUGCAAGAUUGGUGGAAAGCAAGCGUCGAUAAUCAUUGAUAACGGAAUUUGCACCAAUGUCGUUAGUUUGUAUGUGGUAGACAAGCUUGGACUCCAAACUAUCAAGCAUCAAACUCCAUACCAUCUUCAAUGGAUGAACUCUAGUGGAGAUAUGAAGAUCACUAGGCAAGCCAAAGUUCCAAUUUCAAUCGGCCCCUACAAAGAGGAUGUCCUUUGUGAUGUUACUCCAAUGACCACAUGCCAUGUGCUUCUUGGCCGACCAUGGCAAUCCGAUAAAGGAAUUAUCUAUGAUGGCAAGACUAACAAAGAGGUUCGAAAAGAUCAAGAAAGUUUGCGAAAGAAGAUGCAAGAGGCUGAAAGCCUUAAAAGAGCUAAAGGAAAAGAAGUAUCCACAGAGGAAAAGAGAGAGUCUACUGCUAAGGGUUCCAACAUCAUUUUUUCACUUACCGAUUUUCAGAGAGAAGUUGGUGACCUAGAUCAUCAAAAGGGAGGUUGUUUUAUGUUGUUAUGCAAAGAUUUAUUUCAUUCUGAUAAAGAUAAUCUACUCAAUAAUUUUCCCAUUUCCUUUGCUAGGAUGCUUGAAGAGAUGAAGGAUGUAUACCCGGAGGAACUACCACAAGGACUACCGCCCAUUCGUGGGAUAGAGCAUCAAAUUGACUUCGUACCCGGUGAUUCGAUCCCAAAUCGUCCUGCAUAUCGGUGCAACCUAGAUGAGAAUAAGGAGAUUCAAAAACAAGUCCAAGAACUUCUUGAGAAGGGAUGGGUUCAGGAGAGCUUAUCACCAUGUGCUGUUUCUAUUAUCAUUGUCCCCAAGAAGGAUAGAACUUGGAGGAUGUGUGUGGAUUUUAGAGCAGUGAAUGCGAUUGUAAUUAAGUAUCGACACCCAAUCCCGCGCCUUGAUGACUUGCUUGAUGAGAUCAAUGGAGCGAGAAUAUUCUCCAAGAUUGACCUUCCGAGUGGAUACCACCAGAUUCGUAUGCAACCCGUCGAUGAGUGGAAGACGGCAUUUAAAACAAAGCUAGGUUUGUACGAAUGGUUGGUAAUGCCAUUCGGUCUAACUAAUGCUCCUAGUACCCUCACGCGUUUAAUGAAUCAUGUUCUACGUGCUUUCAUUGGUAAAUUUGUUAUAGUAUACUUUGAUGAUAUUCUUGUCUACAGUAAAAGUGAAAAGGAACAUGUGGAGCAUGUGCAACUUGUCUUUCAACGGUUUAGGGAAGAACAACUCUAUGCUAAUUUUAAAAAGUGCAUAUUCCACACCAAUGAAGUUGUUUUCCUUGGAUUUGUAGUUAGCGAGGAUGGCUUGAAGGUUGAUGAAACAAAAGUAAAGGCAAUUAAAGAAUGGACACAUCCAAUGAAUGUUGGAGAAAUUAGGAGGUUUCUGGGAAUGUGUGGAUUUUUUCGGAGGUUCGUGCCUGGUUUUAGCUUGAUCGCUACUCCUCUCACGUCCUUGCUCAAGAAGGGAGUUCCAUUUAAAUGGGAACAAGCACACCAAGAAGCAUUUUGA
Andrographis paniculata is the source of this 2604-nucleotide messenger RNA. RefSeq lists its product as uncharacterized. Bases 1 to 2604 code for a protein of 867 amino acids. The record is from RefSeq and is a predicted model, not a curated record. Gene Ontology annotation, molecular function: zinc ion binding; nucleic acid binding. The transcript is spliced from 4 exons. Lineage: Eukaryota; Viridiplantae; Streptophyta; Magnoliopsida; Lamiales; Acanthaceae.